Varroa destructor (honeybee mite) is the source of this 3021-nucleotide messenger RNA. Its product is annotated as phosphorylated adapter RNA export protein-like. Lineage: Eukaryota; Metazoa; Arthropoda; Arachnida; Mesostigmata; Varroidae. Gene Ontology annotation, biological process: snRNA export from nucleus. The record is from RefSeq and is a predicted model, not a curated record. Gene Ontology annotation, cellular component: nucleus.
CCCUAUAUAUCGGCUAUAGUUGGGUGACAGCUUUGUGGACUCAGUGUGUGCGCAAUAGUAAUUUUGCCCAUCUUGUGCUAUCAGUUAAUUUUUCAUUUCCAGAUGUACCGGACAAAAGCCGUAGACUCCGGCACUGAGACCGACAGCUCAGAUAAUGAAGGGGAUAAUUGGAAGAGAUCUUCGAAUCGUUAUCCGCCUAAUAUUGAAGAUUUACCGUCUUCGAUAUCGGCUGAACACGUACGAUGGAGGUCUAAAAGCGACACUGGGGCGGCUCUUAAGCGAGGGGCGCGAAGAGCAAAUCACAUAUGGGGCAACGUUAUUCAGGAACAGGCUCUUAUGGAAAACAUGGGAUCGGGCUUUACCGUAGAGGGCUUACCAGAUGAAAGGGAAAACCGCGGAGUGGAAAGUUACGACUUUACGAGAGCCCGCUUAGACCAGCGACCUCAAGUGGAGCCAAUUCGUAUCGAAGGCAUUCCCAAAGAGCUAGAAAAGAUCAGGCAAGAAGAAAGCGCUCGGGCCCAUCGAGUGCGCAAACGUCUUGGCAUCCCAGGAGCCAUCAAAGAGAUUUCACCUGCAUCCUCUACUGAUGAGGUUGUGCAGGCCCUCUGCAAAAGACUGGACGAACCAAAGAUCGGCCUGAUCGAACGGGUUGUGAAUAUCAUCGGUAGUAAAAAAUCGUUGGAACUGCUAUAUGCCACUGAGAAUAUCGAGGCAAAUGGUGGCCUUAUGGUCAAUAACGGAACAAGACGGCGAACUGCUGGCGGGGUGUUUCUACAUUUAGUUAGAUCCGAUGGGCAAAUUACUAGCGAUGAGAUCAAUAAUAUAUUCGCUCCAGAUCGCGAAGAGUAUAAAGAGGUUCAAAGGAAGCGCAAACGAAGUGAGGUUGAAAAGAAAGCAUAUAGAACAAUUCGUCGCCUUGAGGAGUCCAUUCUGGGCGAAGCUCAGAGUUCUUCUUCGGUAUCGACUGAUGAUGAUGACGACAACCAGUAUGGUAGGCCGAAACGAGUUAGGCCAAUAACUAUGGACGAGGAUUGCAUAGCUGAAGGGACACCGCAAAAAAAUGACAGCGAUAAUAAAGGCGAUCCGACGAGCGAUUUGGAAGAAGGUGAAAUAGAUGACGAUUGACAGAUUUAGCUAUGGUAAACGGUACAGAUGAAGGAAAAACCGCAGUUUAGUUUAGGCUUGUGAAUCAAAUGGAAGAAGAGGCUAAAAAUGACGGCAUUACAUAGACUUGGUUCUGGUUUGGUAUAAGUGACUGCGCGACCAACUCGCGUGUAUUCGUUGUACCUAAACUAUAACAAAGAUUCUCCUUAAUGUUGAUAACGGGUCAAACAUGUCGAAGGGAAACGGACAAAAAUGAAGUAUACGAGCUGAAUCAUGUCUUCAUACCUUGGCAGAAACUAACAUAAUAGAGUAUUCUAUAGUUAAUAAAUCAUAGGCGACUGAGGAAUAGUGUGUUCUGUGUUAUCAAAAAUUUAUUGGCUAUCUUGCUCUAUUAUUUGAAAUUGAAACAAAACGUUACAUAGGUUAAUAGCAUGAGUGUACAUAGAUACAUGUUUAAUUAUAGGCUUAAUAUGUACAAAAAUAAAUACUGCAUUCAAUUACAAUGAUAAUUCAAUCUAGGUUUUACUUUUAGGGAGACGGUUAUUUAAUCGUUCGUGUUCCGUUGAGAAAUCCGGUAACUAAUAAGCCGCUGAGAGUUAGUGGAUAUAUAGUCUUUCUACUUCAAGGAUCCCUUUUACAGAACCGGCCGUGGGAAGUUAAUAUUUUAUAGCUAAAGGUUUUGUUUAUUAGUUUUGGCUUGGAAAUGUAUACCGCUAUUAUGAUAAUAAUUAAGCGUAUUGUAUGCCAUGCAUGAUUUUAUAAUGGCCAACUAUGGCUUGAUUGAUAAGCGUGCAGAAUCGACAACAAAGUGAACUUUUAGAGGAAAGUAAAAUAAGUCUGCGAAACAGUUUGAGGAAAGCAAAAUAAAUUUACAGUGAAUUUUGUGCGAUGUCCUGUAGAAAAUGUUACAUGAUUACUGAGACCGUCAUAAACGUAAUAGAACUUCGACACGAGGAGAACGCCUACAUUUCAACGCUAAGUGGUAUCUCUAAAGAACAGAUUUGCAAAAUUAAGUUCUCACAAGUUCCUCAACAGGAUUCCUUUCUGUUACAUUCUAAGCUUGAAGGCAUCCUUGUUUUACGAUGUUGAAUGGUCUCAACCCGAAGACAUCGUAUAAAUGAUCUUGUGUGUGGCGAUUCUGAUCCAAAUAUGCAUUUACUUUGUACGGUUUUUGAUACAUUAUUUCUAGAAUGGCCUUAACGUUAAAGUGGAAUGAGUCAGGCGCAGCUUUUUAAAAGUUCCCAUUAUAAGAGACAUCUACCCUAUCUUUAGCGGUUAUACUGUUAUUAGAAGGAGAUUCUAUCCUCGCAACGAAUUGUACAAAUUCACAUUACUUUCUCUGACUACUAACAAUAACUAUUUAAAACUCUUUACAGCAAACGAAGACAUAAUAGUUUUUUUUUGACACAAGCUGUGCUCCGAAUCGUGUCUUAGUGUAUGACUAUUCCGUUUGUAAAUUGAACCCCAAAUGUUUAUCGAGAUUAAACAAAUUUAAUCGUUGAAUUGACUAGGGUUAAGCUAAACAAAAAAAUAAACAAUUUACUACAAAUCGUAUUUUGUUAGUUUGAAUAAAACGUUUAUUUCUAAAAUUCGAUAACUUUACUUGAUUUAGUUCCAAGUUUGCAAGACAGCCGUUCCUAAAAGUCGUUUUGAUUACACCACAGUACUAGUGGGUUUUAAUAAAUAGAUUUUCAGCAUUAAGCACCGCGAUAUUGGAAGAGCAUAGACAGUAGGAAAGAUUUCUUUCAUUUGCAUAAAAGGUAUCACGGUAUAAAUGUACAUUAUAAAGGUAUAAAGGAGAUAGACUAACUAGAAAGUUCGCAUUUUUAUCUUUACUGAAAAGCACCGGCGGCGAACUGUAGUGCACGCAUCGUGUGUAGGUGGUUAAUCUGUAACUUGGAAGUCAUAUCAGUAAAG